This is a messenger RNA of Pelobates fuscus (common spadefoot toad), 1482 nucleotides long. RefSeq names its product voltage dependent anion channel 2 (gene VDAC2). Gene Ontology annotation, molecular function: voltage-gated monoatomic anion channel activity. The record is from RefSeq and is a predicted model, not a curated record. NCBI's taxonomy places the organism in Eukaryota, Metazoa, Chordata, Amphibia, Anura, Pelobatidae. Gene Ontology annotation, biological process: monoatomic anion transmembrane transport. Bases 114 to 965 code for a protein of 283 amino acids. Gene Ontology annotation, cellular component: mitochondrial outer membrane. The transcript has 9 exons.
GGGCGGGGUCGGUGGGAGGAGCUUGUAGCUGACAGGCUCUGUGUCUCCUUCACUUCGCCCUCCAGCCGCACGCACCGGACACAGCAGGCCGCGCAUCGCCCAGCACAGAAACAAUGGCUGUACCUCCAUCAUAUGCUGAUCUUGGCAAAUCUGCCAGAGAUAUAUUUGGCAAAGGAUUUGGUUUUGGCAUAGUGAAACUCGAUGUAAAGACCAAGUCUGCAAGUGGAGUGGAAUUUACAACAUCUGGAUCAUCUAACACAGAUACCGGUAAAGUAAAUGGCAGCCUAGAGACCAAAUAUAAAUGGGGAGAAUAUGGCCUGACUUUCACAGAAAAGUGGAACACUGACAACACUUUGGGAACAGAAAUCACCAUUGAAGACCAGAUUGCAAAGGGCUUGAAGUUGACAUUUGACACAACAUUUUCCCCAAACACUGGGAAAAAGAGCGGUAAAGUUAAGGCUGCCUACAAGCGUGAAUAUGUAAACUUAGGCUGUGAUGUGGACUUUGAUUUUGCUGGCCCUGCUAUCCAUGGAUCUGCAGUUGUGGGUUAUGAAGGUUGGCUUGCUGGCUACCAGAUGACAUUUGAUAGUGCCAAAUCAAAGCUGACCAAGAAUAACUUUGCUGUUGGUUACAAGACAGGGGAUUUCCAGCUCCACACCAACGUCAAUGACGGUUCAGAAUUUGCAGGAUCUAUCUACCAGAAAGUUAGCGACAAAAUGGAAACCUCAGUCAACCUUGCCUGGACAUCUGGUAACAACAGCACUCGCUUUGGAAUUGCAGCCAAAUACCAGUUGGACUCAAACGCCUCCAUCUCUGCAAAGGUGGAUAAUUCCAGCCUUGUUGGUGUAGGAUACACCCAAACCCUCAGGCCAGGAGUGAAACUCACUCUUGCCGCCUUGGUAGACGGAAAGAACAUAAAUGCCGGAGGACACAAACUUGGCAUGGGUCUAGAAAUGGAGGCUUAAGUGUCCAUUUGUUCUGUCUAAAAUUAGCGCCAAGGGAUAUCCAGGAAAAUUGGCCUUACCUAUAUAUUUUGUUUCCAGAACCAGCAAAACUUAUAUGUACUUCCCUCUUUUCUUUCCCACCCUUACAAAUUGUCAUUGUUGUCAUCAUAGGAAAGGAGCUGUAUUGAGGUAGAUAUCCCAUCCGAUCUGGAUGAGCCUAGUUAUCCCUCCUGGUUGGGAUCCUACCAUGAAGCACUCCCUUACACAUUUAUUAAAAUGUGUACAACUCUUAUUAUAUUUCGUAGUGCUUCCCACCACAGAUUAAAUAAACCUCUCCUAUUAAAAACACAAAUGUACAUGUUUUGCAUGUCUGUUUUUUAUGUUCCUUUUAACAUUUGAAAAUGCCAACUCUGAAGCAAGCAACAAACGUAGGUCUCUUCAGCCAGAGGGACUGACGGUUUGUAGAAGUCAACUUUAUUUUGUGACGGUUUUUGAUAUCCUUAAAAGUAAGAAUUAUGAAUAAAAACAAAAACCAACA